Molecule: messenger RNA, 2407 nt
Organism: Bactrocera oleae (olive fruit fly)
Lineage: Eukaryota; Metazoa; Arthropoda; Insecta; Diptera; Tephritidae
Gene: S2P
Product: membrane-bound transcription factor site-2 protease
Biological process (GO): regulation of response to endoplasmic reticulum stress; membrane protein intracellular domain proteolysis
Cellular component (GO): cytoplasm; membrane
Molecular function (GO): protein binding; metalloendopeptidase activity
Source: RefSeq, a predicted model, not a curated record
AUAAAUUUACAUUCCGUGUAUUGAUAUUUAAAAUAAAGUACAGAAAUUUCUCAACAGAAAUCCAGCAAAAGCACAUAUUUCCCAACGGCUCUAUUGCGAAUGCUUUUGACAUUUGAUUCAAACAUCUGUUCGUUCUCAAAUAGUAAUGUCAACAAUAGCAGUUCCCAAAACAACCUCUAAUAUUCAAUUGCAGGCAACAACGAGUAAUAAUAUACAUCGUUUGCAUUAAAUACACAUAAAGUGUAAGUGGUCGUUAUAAUGGUAAAGCUAAAAUAAUAUAUGUAAAUAUAUUGCGUGCUAAGAAACAAAUAAAGUGAUCAGCUUCAGCGCGUUGUGGAAAUGGAUCCCUGGAUUUUUCUCGGCGUUAUUGUGGUGCUUUACUGCGUUUGUUUUUUCAUUGAUCGCCUGUUCAAGAGCUGUAUGCACUAUCCAUAUGAUGCAUUUCUGAAAAAUACUGGCCUGACAGUGCAAUUUAUGCGCCUGCGUUGGCACACAACUGCAUUUAAUCGUGCCAUGCUACGAUGGGGUAACAAUAGCGGCUGGAUGCGUCUAUGGCUCACACGUAGCUACACUGUCGGCGUCUUGGUGUCCUUGUCGUUGUUACCAAUUGGUAUAAUUUUGUUAUUUAUAACAAUAUUUAAUGGCGAAAAUAAUAGUACAGCAAAUGUCGGCACCAGCGGUGCUACUCUGAAUGGACCAGGCGCCGAAAGUGGGGUACUACAAAAUGCACCAAAAGUGGAAAUUUUAUUGCCGGGUGUUAAUUUACCACUCGAGGAAAUUGGUUAUUAUGCAUUAACUUUACUCUUAUGUACAAUAGUACACGAAUUCGGACACGCUUUGGCGGCGGUGCAAGAAGAUAUACCGGUGAUUGGAUUUGGGUUUCAACUUUACCUGUGCCUACCGUUCGCAUAUACCGAGAUCUCCACGGAACACCUGAAUGCACUAAAAUGGUUCAAGAAGCUGCGUAUUAUCUGCGCUGGCAUUUGGCAUAACUUUUUAUUUGCUUGCUUCUGCUACUUGCUCCUCUCCACGUUGAGUUACGUUGCCGCUCCGUUUUACACGGUAGACCAUGGCGUUGUGGUUACAGAUAUGACACGCAAUUCUCCGCUGGUUGGCACAGCAGGCAAAGGACUAAUAACUGGUGAUAUUGUUACACAAAUUAACGACUGCAAAGUAAACACAGAGUCAGAUUGGUACGAUUGCCUUCGACGUUCGAUACGCGCCCCACAUCUGGGAUACUGUGUUUCCCAUGAUUUUAUACGAUACAACGAUGAAAGCAUCGAAAUCUCACAUCACAGCGCCGAUGGCAUGCUACAAUGUUGUGAUGAACGCAACGUAAAACUUUGUUGCUUCGAGUCUGUCGCUGAAGGCCUUAAUAGCUUGGAAACUGCGGAAAUUACAGAUACAGCCGAACACGCACAAAUACCGCAACAUGUUUGUCUAGAUGUACGCCGGACAAUAGAAGACUCGCAUGGUUUCUGUGGCGGUGGCGUUGGCAAAAGCAGCAAAUCGAGUAGAGACAGUUUCUGUCAGAGUGGUUUCUGCUUGCGUCCUUUACUACGCAACACAACUACGAUUUUAACAUUCAAACGCACAAGCGGCGGCACCAAAAGCCAACUAACAAAAUUGCGCGAUGUCAUCUAUAUUGGACAUCCAGCUGACGUUUCGAGUACAGUGCGGAUAUCACCUUUCGUGCCGCGUCAGUCCUAUGUGUCACCCCAAUGGGGAGAUACUUACGCUCUCUUCCUCAAAUAUAAUGUGAUUUUCAGUUUUGGUCAAGCGCUUCUAAACGCCAUACCAUGCUUUGGUCUUGAUGGCUAUCACAUCACAAGCACUAUCGUACACAGUUUUCUAGUCCAGCGCGUAACUGAACGCCCAAAACGCGAUUUUAUAGCAUUACUAGUCGCUGGCACAGGCACGAUACUGUUUGGUUCAGCGCUUUUGAAAGUGCUUUGGAUGAGUGUGAUACGAUUUCUAUACUAGUCCGUUAAGUGGUGCUAUUUCUGUUGAAUUUCUCAACUUCUUAAGUAACUACAAUUAUUAUUUAUUUUUAUUGCAUACUUAACUUGUCUAUAGUAAGACGCGCGUAAUGCAUGCUUAAUGAUAACAAAAACACAUUAAUUUAUAGUUUUUCUACCAAAUAGUUGAUGCUGUAGUAUUCAAACAAACAAUUUACUGCAAUUAAAAGGACCUAGACGCUGAUUCGAAUAGCAUGCAUUAUAUCGAGUUAACAUUUUCUAAUAAUGUAGAUACGUAAACGUAACGUAUUCACCUAAAACGUAAUAAGUUAGACUAAAGUUUGUAGUGGAUCCAACAAGCCACUAAAUCGGAACUGCUGAAUUACCAAAUAAUAUGCACAAACUGGCAAAUAAAUAAAUAAAACGCUAUACUCAAAUAAAAUAAAAUA